Staurois parvus is the source of this 433-nucleotide messenger RNA. NCBI's taxonomy places the organism in Eukaryota, Metazoa, Chordata, Amphibia, Anura, Ranidae. The record is from the annotation of a GenBank genome assembly.
UACAUAAUUGAUUGUGCCAGCGCUGCAAGGUGAACAUUUUACCCCACUAAUCUCUCACCUAGACAAAUAAUUUUUUUUCUUUUUUUUUUUCCUUUCCGUCUUCCGUUUUCAUAAUUAUUACAUCCUCUCUUUGUUCCAUUUGGUUUUCCUUUUACCCCCCAGAUUAACAUCCAUGGACUUUACACUAUUCACCUGACAGGCAAAUGGUCAAUCACUGGAUUAAUUGGUUAAUUGAUCGAUUAGACUCACUGUGUCCUAUAUGUAUAUUCACCCCUGUUCUUCCACUUCCCCCUGCUUGGAUAAAAGGAGUGCACUUCCGCCUUACUCACGGCCUCGUGCAUGCUCCGAAACGCGUCGCAGUGCACCAUGGGAUCUGACGUCAUCACCGGCCACGCCGCCGCUACGUUCCAGCGUGCGUUCCAUCCGGCUUUGA